AUGUUUAAAAAACCACCAACAACCAAGGCUUCUGCUAAUAUCAAGUCGUCAGAUCGUAGAAAAUUACUAGCUACGAUAUGUCAAACAUACAAUUUAAACAUAGAUGAAAUUUCAAAAGAAGGGUUAGAAAAUAUAUUACCAUCAACAAGUAAAAAAGCAACCUUUAUAUCAUCAACUGGUAUUUCAGGUACUUUAUAUUUGAAUGAUCAAGAGUUACCAACAUGGUUUCAGACAAGAGAUUCACAGCUAUACCCAUCCAUCUUAACUUGUUGGAAAUGUCCAUAUAUCUUACCAUUAAUAAAAACUCAUCCUCAUGUUGUUGAAGUAUAUUUGGGAAAAGGUGCAGAUUUAAUGUUGCCUGGUACAAUUCCCCCAUUUGAUGAAAGAGCUACAAAAUAUUCAGUUGUCGGAGUUGUAAGUAGUGAUAAUCCUCAUAGAAUUAUGGCCAUAGGAACCUGUAAUUUGAACAUGACUCAGUUCGAUAAUGUGGUUGGAAGAUCUGGUACAGCAGUAAAUAUUUUGCAUCACUAUAACGAUGAGUUGAUGAAAUUAAAUAAAGAGAUUGACGUAGAAAUACCUGACACCGUGGAUCCAAUUAUACCGAAGAAAGAGGUAGAAGCUGAAGAAGUAAGUGGAGAAUCCAAGAAAGAGUCUAAACCAGCAGAUGAGGAAAUCCAAGAGCACAAUAUGGAGAACAAAGAAGAGAAUGAGGAAGAGGAUGAAUUAGCUGAAGAAAUAGAAACAUUAACAGUUGAAGAACUUGACAAUUUUUUCGUACGUUCAUUACUUCAAACAAUAAAAUUAGAGAAAUUAGAGCUUCCAAUGUCAAGUAACGUAUUUUCAACGUUCAUAUACAAAAAUUUACCAAAUAUGGACUCAAAAUAUGCCAAUAUAAAAAAAACAUCAUGGAAAAAAAUAUCAAAAUUUUUGAAAGAAAUGAAAAAAUUGAAAUAUCUUGAUAUAAAGGGUAAAGAUGAAGAUUUGACUAUUAUAAGUGUAAUAUCUACAAAUUCAUCAGUAAUAGAAAACUUUGUGCCUCAUAAAAUCAACAAACCUAAAAAAUCAGGAACUACAGAUUUACAAGACGCAAUAAUGACCAUAAAAACAUUGUACAAACCAACCAGUAAGUCACGAAUGUUCUUUAACAAAAUUAAUGAGGAGUUUGACGCAUUAUAUACAUUAGGUGAACUAAAAUCAAAAUUUGAAAAUUAUAUAAAACAUUUCGAAUUGGUGGUUCCAACAAGUCCCAAAAAUAUUUUAAUUGAUGAAAUAAUAAGUAAACCAAUAAAUAAACCAGAAGGUACACAAAUGGCAAGAGAUCAAGCAUUUAAAGAAUUUCUACCAAAUUUUUCACCAUAUUAUGAAAUGAUAUCAGCUGAUAAACAACAUAAAGAAAUUUUAAAAGGUCAACCACCAAAAAUAAAUAUUGUUACUGAAAUGAAAAUUGGGAGAAAAAUUAUAACUCGUGUAGGCAAUUAUGAUAAAUUUUUUAUAAAACAGGGUGUAUUCAGUGAAGAGUUAAGGAUCAAAUGUUCUGGUUCAACCACAAUCUUGGAGGAUGAUCAAAUUCAAGUUCAAGGUCCUCAUGGCAUGUUAAUUAUAGAGUUAUUGAAGAAAAAAGGUAUACCCCUUUCAUGUAUAGACUUUGUGGAUAAAGUUAAAAAGAAGAAGAAAAGAUCAUAG
Molecule: messenger RNA, 1683 nt
Organism: Lodderomyces jiufengensis
Lineage: Eukaryota; Fungi; Ascomycota; Pichiomycetes; Serinales; Debaryomycetaceae
Exons: 1
Coding region: 1-1683 (560 amino acids)
Biological process (GO): formation of translation preinitiation complex; translational initiation
Molecular function (GO): translation initiation factor activity
Source: RefSeq, a predicted model, not a curated record